Molecule: messenger RNA, 740 nt
Organism: Paramecium primaurelia
Lineage: Eukaryota; Ciliophora; Oligohymenophorea; Peniculida; Parameciidae
Source: the annotation of a GenBank genome assembly
AUGGAUAAUUCGCAAAAUUUUAAUCUAAAUAGAUUACUGGAAUCAAUUUCAAUCAUUAAGGCUGAUUUAGAUAAAUUAAAUGAAUUUAAUACAUUUGUUCUUAUGUGCAGAGAACUAACUAAGGUAUUUUUGAGUUCUCCUUAACAAUAGAUUUUUAUGGAAAUGGGUGGAAUUUUAAAAAAAGCUUUUGAAGAUAUCACAUCUAAAUGUAGAAUAUUAGAAAGAAAUUGGAAUAUGCAUAAACAUGGAUCUUUAAUUGAUUUUAUAUUAUUUGAGAAAUAGAAGGGUAUUAAUAUUUAUUAUAUUAUAGACAUUGCAAAAUUAAAUGGUUAGAACACUGAAAAAUUUGGAUAUAAAGAAGGAGACUUCUAUUUUGAUUAUGAGUCAUCAGCACGUACAAUAUUAAGACUUAUGUGGUUUUUCGAUUUUGUUUGUUAUAUGACUAAUUAAUUGAUAACUGAUUAAAAGAAAAGUUUCAGUUCUAUAUGCUCAGAAGCAUAUAGUGAAAGUCUUGCCCCUCAUCAUUCAUUCACAAUAAAAACAGCUGUAAAAGCAGGUUUAUUUACUGUUGGAAGGUAUAAUCAUAUUAAAUAGAUAGUCGUGAUAAUUUCUAUAAAGUUUUAUUUAAAGAGAAUGAAAAUAAAGAAGAAAAAUUGGCAUAAAUUAGAGAUACACUUAUGAAAUUGAAGACAAGACUAUGGACAUUAUAUAAAAAUGAAAAUUUGGAUGAAUUGCCAUGA